AUGACAGCCGCACCCAAGAAGUCCCUGGCGCUCUCACCACCGCCAACACCCCAGACCAUCGGCGGAGGUUCCUCAUUCCCGGGUAUCCCCACCAUCGCCUCACCUCCGAGCUCCCCUCGUUUAAAGGACAAAGUCUGCAUCAUCACCGGCUGCAACAGUGCCCUAGGCAUUGGUAGAGCUUCAGCCUAUGAAUUCGCCAGCGCAGGAGCAAAGGCCUUGAUCCUCUCCGACUUUGACAUUUCCAACCUGGACAAUUGGAAACAGGAUAUUGAGAAGUUAUAUCCAGGCACGCAGGUCGUGGUCAAAAAGGUGGAUGCUGGGAAUGAGGAGGAUGUCAAGGCUGUGGUAAAGUUGGCCGUGGACAAGUGGGGCAGACUGGAUGUUUUCUUUGCGAAUGCUGGUAUAGGAGGUACCAUGGAGAGGGUAUAUGAGGUUGGGAAGAAGGAAGGCAAAUCAGAGGAGGAGUUCAUGAGAACGAUGAAAGUGAACGCAUUAAGUGUCUUCCUAGCAACAAAGCACGCUGCCAAUGCUAUGAUGCAGAACAAACCCAGUCCCAGUGGUUCAAUCAUCAACACAGCAUCAGUAGCUGGUUUACGCUCCAACGCUGGCCCAACAGACUACUCUGCCUCAAAAGCUGCUGUCAUCAGCAUAACUCAAACAUCAGCUUACCAACUCGCUGGCACAAGCAUCCGUUGCAACGCCAUCUGUCCAGGUAUCAUCGAGACCGGCAUGACGGCAGAAAUGUACAAGGCUGCAAGAGCGAGAGGCAGUGUAGGCAAAAUUGGACAGUUGAAUCCACUGAUGAGGGGUGCAGUUGCCGAUGAGGUCGCAAGAGUUGCCUUGUUCUUAGCCACGAACGAGAGCAGUUAUGUCAAUGGACAAGCAUGGGCUGUCGACGGAGGCUUGAGUGCCGGCCUACCUUUCGUACCAGGAAAGCUAGCAUAA
Aureobasidium pullulans EXF-150 is the source of this 945-nucleotide messenger RNA. RefSeq names its product 3-alpha--hydroxysteroid dehydrogenase. The transcript is spliced from 2 exons. The record is from RefSeq and is a predicted model, not a curated record. Lineage: Eukaryota; Fungi; Ascomycota; Dothideomycetes; Dothideales; Saccotheciaceae. Bases 1 to 945 code for a protein of 314 amino acids.